Molecule: messenger RNA, 2101 nt
Organism: Cicer arietinum (chickpea)
Lineage: Eukaryota; Viridiplantae; Streptophyta; Magnoliopsida; Fabales; Fabaceae
Product: putative Hs1pro-1-like protein
Biological process (GO): defense response
Molecular function (GO): heme binding; metal ion binding
Source: RefSeq, marked validated
UUUUGUCUUUAUUUUUUUUUUGGAUAAGCUUCAAUCUUCCUGUGCCGCUCCACCAUUCCUCUCCCUUUCCCAACCUUUUACUUUUAUUAUUAUUUUAUCCUAACAAUACUGCUGUCUCUGCUUAAUUAAUCAGCAUACCUUCUUAAUAAAAUCUUUUUUUUUUCCAUUUCUUUAAUUUUCCCACACAAAUCUUAAAAUAAUAUUUCAAACCAUCGCGACUUUCAAAUUCCUCGUUCUCUUCAUGCUCACCUAAAAUCAUCCCAGUCCACACGUCUUUUUUUCUGCUUUCCUUGCUGUUUCAAAUUUCACAAGCCACAUCUAAUUCUCUACCUGUCCAUAUAAAUAUACUUCUCUCUUCCCUUAUCCAUUUCAAUUCCUCAACACAACACAACACAAACUCUAUUCAUAUUCUUAUCAUUGAAAAAAUAAUAUUCAACUUCUUUCAUCUUACUACUUCUCUCCAAAAAUGGUUGAUUUACAUUGGAAAUUAAACAUGCCCAAUUCCGACAUGCCUUCCAAAGCUCCAAAACUUUCUCACUCCGAGAAAUCUUCACCACGCACCUGCCUACCCUCUUUGCCACUACCUUCAAUCACCAACGACAUAUCCGCGGCGGCGCCACCACUUUGUUUAGCUUACGACCACUAUCUCCGCCUCCCGGAGCUCCGUAAGCUUUGGAAUUCAAGAGAAUUCCCUAACUGGAACAACGAAUCAAUCCUAAAACCAGCUUUACAUGCACUCGAAAUCACGUUCCGUUUCCUCUCUACGGUUCUCUCCGACCCCAGACCCUAUGCUAACCACAGAGAAUGGAACCGCAUAAUAGAGUCCAUUGCCACGCGACAAAUUGAAAUAAUCGCUAUGCUAUGCGAAGACGAGGAAAAUAACCCCGAAACACGUGGCACAACACCAACCGCUUAUCUCAGCAGCGGCAAUAGCAAUAUCAGAAGCUACAGCGAAACUAGUCUUUUACCACGACUUGCCACGUGGUACAAAUCAAAAGACGUAGCGCAGAGGAUCCUUCUCUCUGUAGAGUGCCAAAUGAUGAGGUGUACCUACACGCUAGGUUUGGGAGAACCGAACCUCGCGGGAAAACCGACCCUCCGAUACGACGACGUUUGCAAACCGAACGAAAUCCACGCACUUAAAACGACGCCGUACGACGACCGAAUCGAGAACUACGAAAAUCACGCGGUUCACGCGACGCACCAGAUCGUGGAGUCAUGGAUUCACGCGUCGCGGAAGCUUCUAGAAAGAAUCGGCGAAUCGAUAAACGGAAGAAGGUUUGAGAAGGCGGCGGAGGAUUGUUACACGGUGGAGAGGAUCUGGAAGCUUCUAACGGAGGUUGAGGAUGUUCAUCUGAUGAUGGAUCCAGGCGACUUCUUGAAACUGAAGAAUCAAUUAUCGAUGAAAUCUUCUUGUUACGAAACGGCGUCGUUUUGUAUGCGGUCAAAGGAGUUAGUUGAAGUGACGAAGAUGUGUAGGGAUUUGAGGCAUAGAGUGCCGGAGAUAUUGGAUGUUGAAGUGGAUCCUAAAGGUGGGCCCAGGAUACAAGAAGCGGCAAUGAAACUUUAUGUAAUGGAGAAGAUAAGUGGUUUCGAGAAGGUUCAUUUGUUGCAGGCUAUGCAGGGUAUUGAGGUUGCGAUGAAGAGAUUCUUCUAUGCGUAUAAGCAGGUGUUGGCGGUGGUGAUGGGGAGUUCUGAAGCUAAUGGAAACCGAGUUGGGUUGAGUUGUGAUGGCGGUGACUCGUUGACUCAUAUGUUUCUUGAACCUACCUAUUUUCCAAGUUUGGAUGCUGCGAAGACGUUUCUUGGAUACUUUUGGGAUAAUGAUAAUAAAUGGGUGUGAAAGUGAUGGUUUAAUUUAAUUUUAAUACAAGUAUAUGAUGAUUAUACAACCUAGGUGAUGAUACUUACAUCUCCUUCGACAUUUUAUGGGUCAUUCACUUUAGUUUGAUAGUGAAACACAAAAAAUAGGAGUAAAAACAUUGUAAUCAUUAAAUUCUUUCCUUUUUUAUUUUAAAAUAUUAAAGUGGGUUAAAUUUUGUAAGUGGAUGGUGUGUAUGUGUCAAUUCUAGUGAGAAAUAUAACAAUUUUUUUGACUGAA